This is a messenger RNA of Siniperca chuatsi (mandarin fish), 2770 nucleotides long. It is a transcript of the gene brf1b, whose product is annotated as BRF1 RNA polymerase III transcription initiation factor subunit b. NCBI's taxonomy places the organism in Eukaryota, Metazoa, Chordata, Actinopteri, Centrarchiformes, Sinipercidae. The transcript is spliced from 19 exons. The record is from RefSeq and is a predicted model, not a curated record. Bases 302 to 2410 code for a protein of 702 amino acids. Gene Ontology annotation, cellular component: transcription preinitiation complex; nucleus; transcription factor TFIIIB complex. Gene Ontology annotation, biological process: DNA-templated transcription initiation; transcription preinitiation complex assembly; transcription by RNA polymerase III. Gene Ontology annotation, molecular function: RNA polymerase III general transcription initiation factor activity; TBP-class protein binding; RNA polymerase III type 3 promoter sequence-specific DNA binding.
CGAUCUCCGGACCUAGUGACGUCACCGCGCCGCGCCGCAAGAAGAAAACAAACCACCAAAAACACUGAUCCGAAUCUUUUCUAUGAUCAGUAAUGAGUAUUUAAUGAUAAACCGUUUAAAUAAAAGUUUAUAUUUGAUUAUAUAGUUAGAGGAAAAUGCAUCCUAACGGGAAAAUAAAGCUGAAGACUAACGGCUCCAUCGUGUUUCCAGCCGCCAGACUGGAUUCUAUUGUUUUCUGUUAAGAGGCUUCCUGCUGUCGCUGACCUCCAGGCUGUGUCGACCUCUGACCUCCUCCACCACCAUGAGCUCCAGGGUUUGCAGGACCUGUGGGGGGUCAGAUAUAGACGUGGAUCAGGCUCGGGGCAGCGCCGUGUGCACCAGCUGUGGUUCAGUUCUCGAGGACAACAUCAUCGUCUCCGAGGUUCAGUUUGUGGAGGGAAGUGGAGGAGUUUCAUCUGCUGUGGGACAGUUUGUCUCUGCUGACGGUCCAGGUAAAGCUCCUCUUCUUGGUUCUGGUUUCCACACCAGUGUUGGUAAAGAGUCCAGAGCCCAGACCCUACAGGGCGGUAAGCGUCAGAUCCAGCAGCUGGGCAGCCAGCUGCAGUUGAACCAGCACUGUUUGGACACGGCCUUCAACUUCUUCAAGAUGGUUGUGAGUAAACACCUGACGCGAGGACGCAAGACGGAGCACGUCAUCGCAGCGUGCCUCUACCUGGUGUGUCGCACCGAGGGGACGCCUCACAUGUUGCUGGACCUGAGUGACCUGCUGCAGGUGAACGUUUACAUCCUGGGAAAAACCUUCCUGCUGUUGGCUCGUGAGCUCUGCAUCAACGCUCCUGCCAUUGAUCCUUGCCUGUACAUCCCUCGGUUUGCUCACAUGUUGGAGUUCGGGGUGAAGACUCAUGAGGUUUCCAUGACGGCUCUUCGUCUCCUUCAGAGGAUGAAGAGGGACUGGAUGCACACGGGACGCCGACCCUCCGGACUCUGUGGAGCAGCGCUCCUGGUAGCAGCUCGGAUGCAUAAGUUUCGUCGUACGGUGAAGGAUGUGAUCAGUGUGGUUAAAGUCUGCCAGACCACUCUGAGGAAGAGAUUAACAGAGUUUGAGGACACGCCCACCAGUCAGCUGACAAUCGACGAGUUCAUGAGAGUAGAUCUGGAGCAGGAAUGUGAUCCACCCUCCUUCAUCGCCGCACAGCACAAAGCCAAGAUGCAGCAGCUGGAACAGGAGCUGGCCAGGAAGCUGGAUGACGUUGAAGGUGAGAUCAGCUGUUACAAAGACGAGAUUGAGAUCGAGCUGGAAAAGAGCCGACCCAAACUGAGAGGAAUCUACGCCGCCUACGCCAAAGAAAUUGAUCCCGAGGACGCAGAGGUUUUGUCCUCGACCUCUGAACCGGAGGAGCCAGAGGUCGAAGACGACGAGCUCCAAGCCGCCGCUCAACACUUGACUCAGGACUUCCUGUGUCAGGUGAUCCAGGAGGAGGAGGGGCGGGGCAAGAAGACAGAUGGAAGCGAGCAGGAGGCGGGGCCAGAAAAUGAUGGGGCGGGGCCUCAGCGUCAGGCCGCCCCUCUGGCCGUCAUCCUGGGAAAGCUGCCGAGCGCCACCAGCCUGGGCCUCCAGCAGACCUUCGACGAGUCAGAGACUGGCGAGAAACCAGACGACGAGCAGUCGGAGAGUGGCGAGCUGGACCUGGAUGGUAUCGAUGAUCAAGAGAUUGAAAAGUACAUCCUGAAUGAUAAGGAGGUUCAGGUGAAGACGGAGCUGUGGAUGAAACAGAACGCAGAAUACCUGAAAGAGCAGAAAGAGAAAGAAGAGAGGAUAAAAAAAGAGAAAGAACAGGGGACGUAUAAAGAGAAGCCGAAGAAGUCCAAGAAGAAGAAGGAGCAGAUCCAGGCGUCGACGGCGGGCGAGGCGAUCGAGAGGAUGCUGGAGAAGAAGAAGAUCUCCAGUAAGAUCAACUACGACGUGCUCAGAGACCUGAACAGCAGAGGGACAGGAAGUGGGGGGGGCAGCAGUCCCAGCAGAGCCUCCUCCGACACUAACGUCGCCGCUGCCACACGGAAACGACUCAACCGCCGCCGCAAGAAGACCAGCGAUGCUAACCGCGAUCUCGCUGCUAACGCUAGCAUCAUGGGGAAGAGGGUCCGCCUCCUUAUAUCCUCCACAUCAAAGAAGAAGAAAACAACCGUCCAGGCAGAAAACUCUGUCACCAUGACAACAGAUACGACAACAGAGGCUGCAGCUGAAGCGACUCCUGACCCUGAACCAGACACCAGCUCCACCCCUGCUGCUCCUGCCACUGUGGAGGAGGAGGAGGAGGAAGAGGAGGUGGAGGUGGAGGUGGAGGAGGAGUGUGUCAGCGCUCUGCAGCUCACAGAAGAUUACGGCUGUGAGGAGGAGGAAGUCUUUUAGCGCCGUCCUGCUGACCUUUGACCUGCACUGAGCUCCACUGAGACGGAUCAGUGUUACAGAAAUCAAUAACCAAUAUCAGCGAUCGAUUUUGUAACAUCGAGCCUCGUGUUCAUUUUGUACAGAAGAAAAGUAGCUUUUAGAUGUUUGUGUAUUUUUAUAUUGAUCUGAUUUGUACGAAUGUAAAUAUGAAGAUUCACAUUCCUGUGAAAUAUCAAUGACAUCAUUUCAACUUUUAACGUCACGAACGAAUCGACUGUGUUUUUGUUGUAGAUGGAUGUGUACUUUGUGUACUUUUAAAGUGAACUGUGUGUUUGUUGUUCCUGAUGAAGAUAAUGAACUGAAAAUACAAAACAACAACAA